AUGGAGCCAGGAAAACGAGUAGAUUAUGUCAAGUCGAAGUAUAUCUGUUUUAACUGCUUAUUUCCUGGUCACACAGUGAAGGCGUGUCGACUGCCAACGUCGUGUAGAAUUUGUCACAAACGUCACCACUCUCUUCUACAUCAUUCAAGACCUACAGAUACCUCCGGGUCAACACGUGAAAAUAGCCAAUUACAACCGAAGGUUUUACACUCCAACGUAGUAGAAGACGAAGAAACAAAAGAGGAAGAAAUACAACUAACAGUGAUGACGUCACAAACACAAGUAAAUUCACAGCUCACAACUCACAGUACAACAGUUGCGCUGCUAGCAACUGCCCUGGUGGAAGUAAAGAGUGAAGAUGGACACACCACAGUUCUGCGAGCUUUAAUAGAUCCUGGAUCACAAGGAUGUUUCAUUAGUGAACGAGCUGCUCAAAGUAUUAAAGCAAGAAGGUACCCAGCGAAGGGAAGUAUCGUAGGUAUAGGUGAAGUGAAGACAAGAAUAAAUCAAGUAGUUCAGAUUCAGAUAGCAUCGAGAAGUGAAGAAUUCAACCUUCGUGUGAAGGCUUAUGUCAUGUCUAAACAGCUGACUACUCAAAUACCUACAAAAACAAUUUCUACGAGCAACUGGUCUCAUUUAAAAGGAUUGGUUUUAGCUGAUCCACACUUCAAUCGUCGAGCAAACAUUGACCUUCUUCUUGGUGUCAAUGAAUAUGCACAAAUUGUACAAAAUGACGUCAUCAAAGGCGCACCUGGAAUGCCUUGUGCACAGAAGACAACAUUAGGUUGGAUUUUAUUUGGAGAAGCAAAUAUUCAUUCUGAAGGUGAAGAAUCGAUCAUGGUAAUGCACCACAAAGUAGAAGUUGAAGAUAUGCUAAAAUCAUUGUGGGAAAUUGAUGUUGAUACAGAAAGAAAACUAACAAAGGAAGAAGAAUCAUGUGAGAAGUUAUACAAGGAGACAUACAAAAGAAAUGAAGAAGGAAGAUACGUGGUCAAACUACCUUUCAACACCACAAAUCCCCAAUCUCCUGACGGAAACACAAUGAAUGCAGCAUUGAAGAGACUAGAAAAUUUAGAAAGAAGAUUUGAAAGGCAACCUGAUUUAAGGAAGAGUUAUACUGAGGUGAUUGAAGAAUAUAUAAGCCUAAAACAUAUGGAAGAGGUACCUGAAGAUGAAAUAGGAAAAAGAUCUGUAUACUUGCCACACCAUGCAGUUGUCCGAACUGAUAAGGAGACAACAAAAACUCGUGUUGUCUUUGACGCUUCUUGCAAGGGCACAAAUGGCAUAUCCCUGAACGAUGAGUUAAUGAUAGGACCUGUCCUUCAAGAAGAUCUUAGAAGCAUUAUUAUGAGAUGGCGGAUGCAUAAAAUUUGUUUCGCUAGCGAUAUUGAGAAGAUGUACCGCAUGGUACUAAUUAAUCAAGAAGAUGCCGAUUUCCAGAGAGUAUUGUGGAGACAGAAUACUUCCAUUUCUGAUGAGGUCAAACAUUUUCGACUGCUAACUGUAACGUUUGGCACAGCGUCAGCACCAUAUCUUGCAGUAAAGACUUUAAUACAACUGGCUAUUGACGAAGGUGGUAACUUUCCAAUUGCUGCAAGAAUGAUUCACGAAGAUUUUUAUGUUGACGACCUAAUGUCAGGCUGCGAUACAGUACUUGAAGCGCUAGAAGCAAUCAAACAACUGCAAGAUAUACUUAAAAAAGGCAAGUUUCGUUUACAAAAAUGGUCCUCGAACAGUCCUGAGAUUUUACGCUCCAUAGAAGAAAGAGAUCGAUCGUCAAAGGCAAAUAUAGACAUAAAAGUGGACGGUACGAUCAAGGCACUAGGCCUAUCAUGGGACUUAGGAUACGACGAGUUUAGAUACAACCUAAAUUUACAACCUCACACUAAUAAUGUUACGAAGAGAGAAGUUUUAUCUGACUUACAAAAACUGUUCGAUCCACUCGGAUGGAUUGCUCCAGCUAUUGUGCAAGCGAAAAUAUUUGUCCAACGACUAUGGCUUGAAGGCUACGGAUGGGACAGUCUGAUUGAGAAUAAACUAAGAACAGAAUGGAUCGACAUACGCGAUGACUUAAACAAUGUAGGCGAAUUGAAAGUUCAAAGAUGGCUACAAACAUUAACAAGAGCCAGUGGCAUCAUGUUCAAUCAAAACACAAUCCCGCCGAUGUUGCAUCCAGGGGAUGUAAAAUCAGAGAUCUGA
Molecule: messenger RNA, 2199 nt
Organism: Pectinophora gossypiella (pink bollworm)
Lineage: Eukaryota; Metazoa; Arthropoda; Insecta; Lepidoptera; Gelechiidae
Exons: 2
Coding region: 1-2199 (732 amino acids)
Source: RefSeq, a predicted model, not a curated record